UGUCCAGUCCAAAAUCAACUUCCUCAGUGUCCAAUCCAACAGUAACUUCCUCAGUGUCCAAUCCAACACUAACUUCCUCAAUGUCCAAUCCAACAGUAACUUCUUCAGAGUCCAAUCCAACAGUAACUUCCUCAGUGUCCAGUUCAAAAGUAACUUCCUCAGUGUCCAAUCUAACAGUAACUUCCUCUGUGUCAAGUCCAAAAGUAACUUCCUCUGUGUCCAAUACAACAGUAACUUCCUCAAUGUCCAAUCCAACAGUAACUUCCUCAGUGUCUAGUCCAAAAGUAACUUCCUCAGUGUCCAAUCCAACAGUAACUUCCUCAGUGUCAAGCCCAAAAGUAACUUCCUCUGUGUCCAAUCCAACAGUAACUUCCUCAGUGUCCAGUCCAACAGUAACUUCCUCAGUGUCCAGUCCAACAGUAACUUCCUCAGUGUCCAAUCUAACAGUAACUUCCUCAGUGUCCAGUCCAACAGUAACUUCCUCAGUGUCCAGUCUAACAGUAACUUCCUCAGUGUCAAGCCCAAAAGUAACUUCCUCUGUGUCCAAUCCAACAGUAACUUCCUCAGUGUCAAGUCCAAAAGUAACUUCCUCAGUGUCCAGUCCAAAAGUAACUUCCUCAGUGUCCAGUCCAAAAGUAACUUCCUCAGUGUCCAAUCCAACAGUAACUUCCUCAGUGUCCAAUCCAACAGUAACUUCCUCAGUGUCCAAUCCAACAGUAACUUCCUCAGUUUCCAGUCCAACAGUAACUUCCUCAGUGUCCAGUCAAACAGUAACUGACUCAGUGUCCAGUCCAACAGUAACUUCCUCAGUGUCCAGUCCAACAGUAACUUCCUCAGUGUCCAGUCCAAAAGUAACUUCCUCAGUUUCCAAUCCAACAGUAACUUCCUCUGUGCCUGAUUUGGUAUCAACUUCCUCAACUACAUCUCUAGCCACUACAGUAAAGCCAACUACUUCAACUACUCCAACAACUACCAAGAAACCAAAUACUGAUACAACAAAAGUAUGUCUGAAUGGAGGUACCCCUGAUGGCAACAACUGUAUAUGCAGCGGUAAUUUCGAUGGACCUCAGUGUGAGUUUGGUGGAAACAAAGUGGAUAUGGGAGACAAACUGAACGCUACUGUGGAUGUGACUAUGAAAAUCACAAACAAAGAGUUUCACUCAACAAUGGAAAAUAAAUCCUCUCCAGCGUAUAAAGAGUUUGAGGAAGAAUUCAAAGCUGAGAUGAAGAUGCUCUACAUCAAUAUCCGUAAUUAUAAAGAUUUGAUAAUCCACUCCCUCAGCAAGGGAAGCAUCAUUGUGAAUCAUUCUAUUGUCUUAGAAAUGGACUAUAAUUCGGAAGUAAAUGUGACCGAAAAUUACAAAGAACUUUUUGAUAAAGUGCAGGACCAGCUACUUUCGAGCAAUUGUUCAAAUGGAAAUGACGGUUUAUGCUUCCAGGAACCAGAAAUCAUAAAAGUCCCAGUCCCAAAUGAAGAAGAACUCUGCAUGAAUUUUAUUGCACCUGGUUAUAGCAAUUUUUACACUCCAACACUUACCUCCAAGGGGCUGAUUUGCUUGUCCCAUUGUGACGAGGACUCACCAGUAUAUCAAAGCUGUAAUUCUGGUGACUGCAAAUUAGAGAAGACUGGCCCAGAGUGUUACUGCCCAAAGACUGAUAUCUACAUAUACUCAUCAUCGAAGUGCAAGGGGCGAAUAUUGAAGGCCGGUUUAUAUGGAGGUGUUGGAGCCGGCAUUGCCGUGUUUGCCAUUGUUAUACUUACUGUAGGAAUACUCCUGCACAAAGCCAAACAACCAAUGAAACGCAAGGACCCCUUCUCUAAAGACCAAGAGAGAAAAUGGUAUGAAGAUAAUGAUGAUGAUGAAUGGGGUGUUACACAAGGCUUUAAGAACAUGAGAUCAGAACAGGGAGAGAAUGAUACCUCCAAAAAUGGAAAGAAUAAUAAAGAAAACUUCAAACCUGCUCUGGAAAAUGUUGACACCAGAAUUGCGGUGAAGAUACAGAGACCACAGGUUGCCGGAAGAUGAUGGAUCCUGGGCUUAUGAGUAGGAAAGACGGCAUCACAGAGAGAGAGCGCCUAUAUACCCAGAUCCAGUCACCAAUUCAGACAGCUACACGCCACGAAGAACAGGGAGAACAUGGUACUUAGACUCUGCCCAACUGUCUCUAUAAAAAUCCUGCAUUAAAUGUGACUGAUUUCCUGUGAAGCGACCAGUGAAUGUGACUUGAUUGUGAUCAAUGCACAGUUUUAGCUAAAAUCUGCUUUAUUUGCCUUAUAAUUGCUAAAACAUGAAAAUCAACUGCUCAGAAAAAACAGAAAUAUCAACCAAACCCACUAAAACUGGUUUGGCUGGUCCCAGAAAUUUGGAUGGAUUGACUACUGUGAAAAUAGGAUGUGCUGAUGAUCAUUGUUUGCCCCUUAUUUACUUGGUCCACUCAAUAUAUACC
This is a messenger RNA of Xenopus laevis (African clawed frog), 2448 nucleotides long. Its product is annotated as putative GPI-anchored protein pfl2. The transcript is spliced from 11 exons. Bases 81 to 2027 code for a protein of 648 amino acids. The record is from RefSeq and is a predicted model, not a curated record. NCBI's taxonomy places the organism in Eukaryota, Metazoa, Chordata, Amphibia, Anura, Pipidae.